Messenger RNA from Suillus fuscotomentosus, 1932 nucleotides. RefSeq names its product kinase-like domain-containing protein. Gene Ontology annotation, biological process: protein phosphorylation. Lineage: Eukaryota; Fungi; Basidiomycota; Agaricomycetes; Boletales; Suillaceae. The record is from RefSeq and is a predicted model, not a curated record. The transcript has 16 exons. Gene Ontology annotation, molecular function: ATP binding; protein kinase activity. Bases 1 to 1932 code for a protein of 643 amino acids.
AUGAAUACUCUUUCCGCGUGGAUCUUCAGCCUGAGUGUGCUGCCUAAGAAAUGGCGGAAAGUCCAACCGGAAACAGAAACGUCGGGCGCGACACACCUGGAUGUAAACUCCAAUGAUAACGAACGCCCGGUCGACCUCACCAUGAAGGUCAUGAAGGAAUUGGCAUAUGCUACUGCCCAGGGCAGUUUCGGUGAUGUAUGGAAGUGCGUGUUCUCAGAUAAAGAUAACAAUGUGGAGGUGGCGGUUAAAUGUGUCAGGAUCGAAAUUCAGGAUGACAGUUUCAAGAAAAUCGUCAGCGAGAGGUUAAUGGAUGACUUCUGCAAGUGGAAACUACUGCGUCAUGAUAACAUUCUUUCCUUGUACGGGAUUACCUACGGAUUUGGUCCAGUACCAGCCAUCGUAUUUCCAUGGAUGACCAAUGGAUCCUUGAGCACGUAUCUUGGUAAAAAUUAUGACAGCCUCUCUGGGGCUCACAAGUUCAGUUUGCUCGCUGAUGUAGCUGCUGGUCUUCAAUAUCUCCACUCUAAGGGGGUGGUUCAUGCGGAUCUCACAGGUAGCAAUGUGCUCAUCAAUAAAGACGGAAGAGCUAUUGUAGCAGACUAUGGGCUCUUGACUACAUGUUCCGACCUGAACGGGACCUCUUACAUCAGGAGUAAUGUACGAUGGUCUGCGCCUGAGCUCUUCGAAGUUCCGGACACCGAGGAUGCAUCUAGCUCACCAAAACUAGAAAGUGACAUUUAUUCAUUUGGAUGCAUCGCAUACCAGGUUUUAUCGGGCAAGCAGCCAUACUGUAACAUUCGCAGUGAUCACCAGGUGGUUGUGGCCAUCCUCAAAGGUGUGAAGCCUAAGCGUCCAGACAUCCCUGCCAUCGAAGAUUGUCACUGGAACUUUAUCGAGCAAUGUUGGGUUGAGUCAUCACAACGACCUCCUAUUGUUGAUGUCCGAGAUUUAAUGUCUUGGUUAGAGAAUGUCAGGAGGAAGCUGUUGUGGUGGAGAAGCAGCCCAUCUGUCACCAGUGAUAGUGGGAUAGACCCCGACAACCACUUGCCCGACCUUACGGGAUUUGUAUCCAAGGACUCGCCUCAUCCAAUAGCGCACGGUAGUUUCGGGGAUGUGUGGAAAUGCACCUAUAUCGCAUCCAACCGGCCUGGCCUGGAGGCAAGCAUGCUACACGUGGCAGUCAAAUCUAUAAGGAUCGAUGUCGCAGGUGACGAAUUCAGGGCCCGAGUUACUCAAAGACUCUUGGGCGAUUUUCGUGCACGCAAGCAACUGCAUCAUGAAAAUCUUUUGCCUUUGCUCGGUUUCAGUCGUGAAUUUGGGCUACUUCCAGCGAUGGUUUCUCCCUGGAUACACAACGGCUCGCUCACUACAUAUCUUGAACACCAUUUCACAGAAUUGUCCAUCAAACAAAAGCUCCUGAUCUUACGGCAAGUCGCUGCAGCCAUCAGCUACCUCCACUCGAAGGGCGUUGUCCACGGUGACCUUACCGCCAACAACAUUCUGAUAGACUCAGACCGCAAUGUCCACGUAGCAGACCAUGGAAUUCUUACCAUGUGUUCUGAGCUCUCAGGGACUUCAUACAUCAGAAGCAACGUGCGGUGGGCUGGACCAGAACUCUUCGAGGUCCCCGAGAGCGAAGAAUCAUUGACUCCACAACCAGCCAGCGAUAUCUAUUCCUUCGGAUGCAUCAUGCUUCAGGUUAUGACAGGCAGACCACCUUACGCAGAUGUGCGAAGCGAUCACCAAGUCAUUGUCCUGAUACUGAAGGGUAAGAAGCCUACAAGGCCAUUGAGUCCGCACGACGCAGAUUCUUUCUGGGAUUUCAUCGAAAAAUGCUGGGGUGAUAUAGGACGUCGCCCCUCUGCCGUUGAUGUUCUGAACUUCUUAGGAUCAGAUCAUAUUACUGCGCUAGUUAAACAAACACAGAGCUGA